Malurus melanocephalus (red-backed fairy wren) is the source of this 1076-nucleotide messenger RNA. RefSeq names its product microseminoprotein beta (gene MSMB). The transcript is spliced from 5 exons. The coding region runs from base 47 to 724 and encodes 225 amino acids. The record is from RefSeq and is a predicted model, not a curated record. Lineage: Eukaryota; Metazoa; Chordata; Aves; Passeriformes; Maluridae.
GGCCUAAAGAACAUGUUCUGUUUUGCUGCUGUCUUAUGCAGGCUGCAUGCUGAAUGGAAAACUGUAUCCCUUGGGAGUUACUGAGAGGACAGAAGAUUGCUCCAGGUGCAGUUGUGGCCGAGCUUCAAUGGAAUGUUGUUCCCUCUUUCAUACUCUUGUUUCUUAUGACAAAGAAAAAUGUGAAAUCAUUGCUAACAAAAAGUGCUGUGACUAUGAGGUGGUGGAAAAGAAUGACCCCUCAAAGAAGUUUUUGUCUAUUCUCAUGUGGGCUAACACCUGCUCCAAUCCUCCCGGCACUGUGGAAUUCCUCUCCUUCCUACAUAUGCCAUCAGAGAGAAGCACAAUGACAUGGGAAAAUCUUGUAAAAGAGAGCACUUCAAAGACCAUCCUGGCCUGCCUUCUUGCUCUUGCCAUUAGCGUGCCACUGUCUGAUGCUUCCUGCCUCUCYAUCCCGUUCAAGCCAGGCAUGUCUAAUGGUGUGGUUGUAGGCUGCCUUGAUAAGGAAGGAAAAGUCCAUAAAUUUGGUUCUGACUGGAGGACUGACAACUGCAAUGUUUGCUCCUGUUCCAAGUCUGGAAUUAGAUGCUGCACUAGCUAUAUUACACCAGUUGACUACGAUGAAGAGAAGUGUGAAAGCAUUUUCAACCAGAAGACUUGCUCGUAUAAAGUAGUGGAGAAAAAUGAUCACUCAAAAGAAUGCCCAGUCCAUUCAUGGGUGGUGUAACAGAAGAAUGGUGGAUUGGGGAGAUAUUUCCUUUUAUUGUUUUAAUGGUUCUCUCACACAAAUUCAAAAACACUUAAAAUGUAACUGUUGAGUGAAAUCUACUCAUAAAACCCGAUGUAUAAUGAAACUGAGUAUCUAUCCACAAAAAAUUCCCUUGGCUUCUCUUCUUUAUGAUUCACCAUGAAGAAAGAACUGAAAGAACUGUUCCUUCCUCGAGGUUAUUUAAGGUGAUAUUUUAAAGCACCUUUGGUAGCUGCUAACCUGUAUUCUUCUCUGGUCAUGUUUCGGUCCAGGGAGYGUAUUCUAUAAUCUGUGCACAGCUGUAUCUUAAAACUAAAAUAAAAWCAAAUGA